Trifolium pratense (red clover) is the source of this 2661-nucleotide messenger RNA. RefSeq names its product starch synthase 1, chloroplastic/amyloplastic. The transcript is spliced from 15 exons. Gene Ontology annotation, molecular function: alpha-1,4-glucan glucosyltransferase (UDP-glucose donor) activity. Gene Ontology annotation, cellular component: chloroplast. The record is from RefSeq and is a predicted model, not a curated record. Bases 233 to 2200 code for a protein of 655 amino acids. NCBI's taxonomy places the organism in Eukaryota, Viridiplantae, Streptophyta, Magnoliopsida, Fabales, Fabaceae.
UGUUUUCUCUUUCCAAUCCAUAUCUAUAAAUUCAGGCGUCACACGUCAUCCAUCGUCUCAUGUGAUCCGUGCAUUUUUCUUCUCUUCAACUCUGUUUCUUUCUCUUCACACUCACACCACACACUACUCUCUCUACUAUUAUACACACAACAACACAAACACUUUCUCUUUCCUUCUUUGUCUCUUCACGAUCCCUUUCCUCCUACAUUGGUCUUCGUCCUUUCGAAUCCCUAUGGAGUCUCUUGAACUCCUCCCUCGUCUGUUAUUCCUCCAUCACCAUCCUCGCGCAUCAUCUUCAACUCGACUUCAUACCACCAACACACGAUUCUUACCUCAACUGGGUUUUCCUUCUAAGCUUAAAAAAGCUACUAAAAAUGCUACCUUGCGAUCAAUCUCUGGUGAUACUGAUGGUGGUUCCACCGCUUCACAAGAUGGACCUGUUUCAUUCGAAGAUGAAACCCAACAACGUGAUGAAGAUAGGGCUCUUUUAUUGUCUAGAGAAAUUGAUGAUUAUGGUUCUCUUGUUGGCUUUCGCUUCAAUUCUUCUAACUCUGGGAAAACUAAUGGCAUUCAAGGGGAUUUAAGGAGUGGUGAAGUUGAAAAACCGGAUGUUGAGAGUGUAGAAGAAGAGAAGGCCAAGACUGGAGUGACCUAUAACAUUGUUUUUGUUACAUCUGAAGCUGCACCCUAUUCUAAGACCGGUGGCCUUGCGGAUGUUUGUGGUUCUUUGCCAAUAGCACUGGCUGGUCGUGGACACCGUGUUAUGGUUAUCUCUCCCAGAUACAUACAUGGUACUGCCGCAGAUAGUAAGUUUUCUAAAGCAGUUGAUCUUGGUAGUCCUGUCAGUGUAUUUUGCUUUGGAGGUGCUCAAGAAGUUGGUUUUUACCACGAGUAUAGAGAAGGUGUUGAUUGGGUAUUUGUGGAUCACCCUUCAUUCCAUAGACCAGGGAAUCCUUAUGGGGACAAGCAUGGGACUUUUAAGGAUAAUCAGUUUCGGUUCACUUUACUUUCCCAUGCAGCAUGUGAAGCCCCAUUAGUGCUUCCAUUGGGAGGUUACACUUAUGGAGAAAAAUGUCUAUUCCUCGUAAAUGAUUGGCAUGCCAGCCUAGUUUCAGUACUUUUGGCAGCAAAGUAUCGUCCAUAUGGAGUAUAUAAGGAUGCACGUAGUAUAUUAGUGAUUCACAAUAUUGCACACCAGGGAGUUGAACCUGCAAUUACAUAUAGCAACUUGGGGUUGCCUCAAGAUUGGUAUGGAGCAUUGGGAUGGGUAUUCCCUACUUGGGCGAGGACGCAUGCUCUUGACACAGGUGAAGCUGUCAAUUUUCUAAAAGGCGCCAUUGUUACAUCUGAUCGGAUAGUAACAGUAAGCAAGGGCUAUUCUUGGGAGAUAACAACUAAUGAAGGUGGAUUUGGUCUACAUGAGAUAUUACGUGAUAGAAAAAGUAUUCUCAGCGGGAUUACAAAUGGAAUUGAUGUUACUGAAUGGGACCCAUCAUCUGAUGAACACAUUGCCAGCAACUAUUCUGCUGAUGAUCUUUCUGGGAAGGUGAAAUGCAAGAUUGCCUUGCAGAAGGAAUUGGGUCUUCCAGUGAGGCCUGAUUGUCCGAUGAUUGGAUUCGUUGGAAGACUUGAUUACCAGAAAGGUAUUGACCUGAUUCGCCAGGCGAUUCCAGAGCUUAUGAAAGAUGAUGUUCAGUUUGUAAUGCUUGGUUCUGGAAACCCUGUUUAUGAAGACUGGAUGAGAGCGACAGAAUCAAUUUAUAAAGAUAAAUUCCGGGGUUGGGUUGGAUUUAAUGUUCCAGUAUCUCAUAGAAUAACAGCAGGCUGCGAUAUACUGUUAAUGCCAUCCACGUUCGAGCCCUGUGGACUAAAUCAGUUGUAUGCAAUGAGAUACGGAACUAUACCAGUGGUUCACGAAACUGGGGGACUAAGAGAUACUGUUCAAACUUUUAAUCCAUUUGCUGCAGGAAGCAACGCCGAAGGAUGCAAUGCGGAAGGCACAGGGUGGACAUUUACUCCGCUGACAAAGGAGAGUAUGUUAGUGGCUCUAGGAUACGCCAUUCAAACAUUUAAUGAACACAAGUCUUCAUGGGAGGGAUUGAUGAAAAGAGGUAUGACUAGAGAUUACACGUGGGAAAACGCCGCCACUCAAUAUGAGCAAAUCAUCAAGUGGGCAUUCAUGGAUCCACCCUAUUGCUGAAAGCAUAAAUGAAGUUAGCACAAAAUUUCAAAGAUCAACACAGAAUUUUCCUUCAACAUCAAAGCCAGUAUGACGAUUUUCUUGUUCAUGAUAAUGAUAAACGGGGCCGAGUGGUAACAGCAAAGUGGCCUUUUUCUCGGCUCAUUUGAGAUCGGCUGCAUGUUGUAAUUUUUACUAUCGAACACAAUUUUUUACUACCAUUUGUUGAGGGGGUGCACAGCACAUAUUAUAUCUUACCUUUUUUUGCUGUCUGUAUUCUAUGAUAGUAGUACAUAAAAUCAGCUUAAGUAGUCCUUUUCUUGUGGAAUUUUUUAUAUUGAUUAUAGGUCCACGUUGUUUGUAACUUAUGUAUGAAGCAAUGGUGAAUGUUACUGUACACAAUCUUGAGUUUUGGGUCACUCUAUAAAAAAAUUGCAAAAAGUCUAUACUUUUCAUAGUUGGAGGAUGAAUUCUCAUUGUCA